CCUCCCUCCUUCAGAGAGGUAAGCGGCGGCUUCAGAACUUCCUGUCCAGCUCUGCGGACCCGGAGGCGGAUCUCGAGCGCAUAGCUUUCUCAUCAUGGCCUCAUCGUCUACUCCAAAGUACAAUUCCCACUCAUUGGAAAAUGCUUCAAUCAGAAGGACUCCCAGAGAUGGCGUUAACCAAACUCUCGUUGAUGGCACCAACCAGGCAAACGAUGAAAUACCAACCCUUCCAGGAGAGACCCUUGUUACAGACAAAGAUGUAAUCUACAUGUGCCCAUUUAAUGGAGCAAUAAAAGGAAGAUUACAUGUCACAAACUAUAAAUUGUUCUUCAAAGGUGAGGACACGGAGCGGCCGGUGAUGUUCAGUGUUCCUCUUGGUGUUAUUGCACGGAUAGAGAAGAUGGGUAAUGCAUCUAGUAGAGGAGAAAAUUCAUAUGGUCUGGAUAUAACUUGCAAAGACAUGAGAAAUCUGCGAUUUGCUCUGAAGCAAGAAGUGCACAGCAGAAAGCAGAUAUUUGAAGAUCUCACAAAGUAUGCUUUUUCCCAGUCAUACGGCUUGCUGUUUUUUGCAUUUCAAAAUGAAGAGAAGUUUCCAGAGAAUUGCUGGUCAGUGUAUGACCCAAUGAAUGAGUUUCGCAGACAGGGUCUGCCCAACAGUCAGUGGAGAAUAACAUUUAUAAACAAGAAUUAUGAACUAUGUGAUACCUACCCACAACUCUUGGUGGUCCCGUAUGAUGCCAGUGAUGAUGAUCUCAAAAAGGUUGCUGCUUUCAGAUCCAGAAACAGAAUUCCUGUUUUGUCGUGGUUGCAUCCAGACAAUCUGUCCGUUAUCAUGAGGUGUAGCCAGCCUCUGGUGGGAAUGAGUGGCAAACGAAACCGAGACGAUGAAAAAUAUCUGGAUAGUAUAAGAGAGGCCAACGGACAGACUUCCAAAUUGACCAUCUAUGAUGCCAGACCUAAUGUUAAUGCUGUGGCAAACAAGGCCACUGGGGGAGGUUAUGAGAGUGAAGAUGCCUACCAGAAUGCAGAGCUAGUCUUUCUUGAUAUUCACAACAUUCAUGUUAUGAGAGAAUCCUUAAAGAAAUUGAAAGAUAUAGUCUAUCCAAAUGUAGAGGAGUCACACUGGCUGUCAAGUCUUGAGUCCACUCACUGGUUGGAACAUAUUAAGUUGGUCUUGACCGGAGCAAUCCAGGUAGCGGAUAAAGUUGCCUCCGGGAAGAGUUCUGUUGUCGUGCACUGUAGUGAUGGCUGGGAUCGAACCGCACAGCUCACCUCACUCGCAAUGCUGAUGUUGGACAGUUAUUAUAGGACUAUAACUGGCUUUGAGGUGCUGGUGCAGAAGGAGUGGAUUAGCUUUGGACACAAGUUUUCAUCCAGAAUAGGACAUGGAGAUAAAAAUUACACCGAUGCAGACAGGUCCCCCAUUUUCCUGCAGUUUAUUGAUUGUGUGUGGCAGAUGUCCAAACAGUUUCCAACAGCAUUUGAAUUUAAUGAAUACUUUCUGAUCACCAUUCUGGAUCACCUGUAUAGCUGUAGGUUUGGCACAUUCUUGUACAAUUGUGAAUCGCUCCGAGAUAAAGAAAAAGUGAGAGAGAAGACUCAAUCCUUGUGGUCUUUGAUAAACAGUGAAAAAUCAAAACAUACAAAUCCAUUUUAUACAAAAGAGCUGAACAGAGUUUUGUAUCCUGUCGCUAGCAUGCGUCACCUGGAACUUUGGGUCAAUUACUACAUUAGAUGGAACACAAGGAUCCGGCUGCAACAACCAAAUCCUGUGGAACAGCGUUACAUGGAGUUGUUAGCGUUACGUGAUGAUUAUGUCAGAAGACUUGAAGAACUGCAGAUCACAAAUUCACCGAAAAUAAACAGCUCCUCCACUUCCCCCUCUUCACCUUCACAGCUGAUGUCCCAAUUACAGACUCCCUUUUGAACAGAUAACACUGUCUGUAUGAAGUAAAAUUGCAAACUGCAGUAUUGUUAUCCCAAGGCCGUUUUGAAUGAUGCCUUACUUUCAAUGAAACUUGAUCCUUCCCGGUUGAAUAGAAAUGUGCCUUUCUAGAUCAAGAAAUACCAGCAUCCUUUUACCAUGAUGUACUGGUCUGCAGUUGUCCUCAUACAAUAUAUGGGAAGGAGUCUGUGGAUGAUGUUUCACACCAUCUCAUUGCACCUUGGAUUGAAUUGAUCAUUGUAAGCAAUCCAACUUGUUUUACAGUUUUGCUUUGCAUUCACCUGCAAAAGAAAGACUCUUCUAACCUUUUGUAGGUAGUUUAAAUGCUUUACAUUUCUCUUCAAAGCACAAACGUACUUAUCUGUGUCUACAAGUAACAGGCCAACGUAUUGUGUUUAUUG
Pelobates fuscus (common spadefoot toad) is the source of this 2346-nucleotide messenger RNA. It is a transcript of the gene MTM1, whose product is annotated as myotubularin 1. Gene Ontology annotation, biological process: muscle cell cellular homeostasis; mitochondrion distribution; negative regulation of autophagosome assembly. Gene Ontology annotation, molecular function: phosphatidylinositol-3,5-bisphosphate 3-phosphatase activity; phosphatidylinositol-3-phosphate phosphatase activity. The transcript has 15 exons. The record is from RefSeq and is a predicted model, not a curated record. Gene Ontology annotation, cellular component: membrane; cytoplasm. Lineage: Eukaryota; Metazoa; Chordata; Amphibia; Anura; Pelobatidae. The coding region runs from base 95 to 1927 and encodes 610 amino acids.